This is a messenger RNA of Lathyrus oleraceus (garden pea), 817 nucleotides long. RefSeq lists its product as uncharacterized. The record is from RefSeq and is a predicted model, not a curated record. The transcript has a single exon. NCBI's taxonomy places the organism in Eukaryota, Viridiplantae, Streptophyta, Magnoliopsida, Fabales, Fabaceae. Bases 112 to 681 code for a protein of 189 amino acids.
CUAUAUAUAACCUCCUCUCCCUCCUCCCUCUUGUCCUCAAAUCAAAUUCAUUUCUUCAUAUCUCUCUCACUCUCAAUCUCUCUUUCUCAAAGAAAAACAGCUUCUAUAAAAAUGGAAAACAAUCUACCAGUUAUAUCAAAGAAAGUGUGGAGUCUUGUACGUGUUGCCUUCUUCAUGCUGAGAAAAGGAAUAUCAAAGGGCAAACUAAUGAUGAACUUAAACAUGAUACUCAAACGCCGCAGCAAGCUCACCGGAAAAGCCAUUGCCAAUCUAAUAUCCCACCAUCCCCACCACGGUGGCUCCACCUCAAACCGCCACUCCCACCAAUUCACUUCUUCAAGGGAGUACGAAUUCCGCUGUAGCAAUACUCCCAACCACUUUUUCUCAAUAGGGAAGCGUCACCGCACCCACAACCACAAUCACAACAACUUCUUCACUCGCAGUAAUGCGCCAUCUGCACAUGACGAUGAGGUGACGACUGUGAAUGCAAUGAAGGCAAUGUUGGAGAUGCUUAACAAUGAUCAAGCAAUUGCAGAAGCAUCUCAAGCAAAUGUAAGGCAAUUGGGAGUAGCUGAUUCAUCAUCCCCUUUGAUAGAUGAAGACAAGAAGGACAAUAAGGUUGAUAAGGCUGCAGAAGAUUUCAUAAAAAGGUUUUAUAGCCAGCUGAGGAAGCAAGAUUGAUUGAUUAAUUAAUUCAAUCUACACCUUGUUUAGUUAAUAAUUAGUAAUCAUUUGUUAUCAAUGUUAAGUAACCAUAAUUUCUUUUUGGUUAUUUUCUCAUGAUAGAUAAUCCAGAGUUGAUAUAUUUAAACUGUUA